Molecule: messenger RNA, 4423 nt
Organism: Pelmatolapia mariae (spotted tilapia)
Lineage: Eukaryota; Metazoa; Chordata; Actinopteri; Cichliformes; Cichlidae
Product: serine-rich adhesin for platelets-like
Exons: 11
Source: RefSeq, a predicted model, not a curated record
CACCUCUUAGCAACUUCUCCAGCAACAGGUGAUUCAACCACUGCAACAACAGGUGAUUCAACUACUGCAGCAACAACCGGGUCAACUAUUGCAACAACAGGCGAUUUAACUACUGCAACAACAGGCGAUUCAACUACUGCAGCAACAACCGGGUCAACUACUGCAGCAACAACCGGGUCAACUAUUGCAACAACAGGCGAUUCAACUACUGCAACAACAGGCGAUUCAACUACUGCAGAAACAGGCGAUUCAACUACUGCAGCAACAGGCGUUUCAACUACUGCAACAACAGGCGAUUCAACUACUGCAGCAACAACCGGGUCAACUACUGCAGCAACAACCGGGUCAACUAUUGCAACAACAAGCGAUUCAACUACUGCAACAACAGGCGAUUCAACUACUGCAACAACAGGCGAUUCAACUACUGCAGAAACAGGCGAUUCAACUACUGCAACAACAGGCGAUUCAACUACUACAGCAACAACCGGGUCAACUACUGCAGCAACAACCGGGUCAACUAUUGCAACAACAGGCGAUUUAACUACUGCAACAACAGGUGAUUCAACUACUGCAGGAACAGGCGAUUCAACUACUGCAGAAACAGGCGAUUCAACUACUCCAGCAACAGGCGUUUCAACUACUGCAACAACAGGCGAUUCAAAUACUGCAACAACAGGCGAUUCAACUACUGCAGCAACAACCGGGUCAACUACUGCAGCAACAACCGGGUCAACUAUUGCAACAACAGGCGAUUUAACUACUGCAACAACAGGCGAUUCAACUACUGCAGCAACAACCGGGUCAACUACUGCAGCAACAACCGGGUCAACUAUUGCAACAACAGGCGAUUCAACUACUGCAACAACAGGCGAUUCAACUACUGCAGAAACAGGCGAUUCAACUACUGCAACAACAGGCGAUUCAACUACUGCAGCAACAACCGGGUCAACUACUGCAGCAACAACCGGGUCAACUAUUGCAACAACAGGCGAUUCAACUACUGCAACAACAGGCGAUUCAACUACUGCAGAAACAGGCGAUUCAACUACUGCAACAACAGGCGAUUCAACUACUGCAGCAACAACCGGGUCAACUAUUGCAACAACAAGCGAUUUAACUACUGCAACAACAGGCGAUUCAACUACUACAUCAACAGGCGAUUCAACUACUGCAACAACAGGCGAUUCAACUACUGCAGCAACAGGCGAUUCAACUACUGCAACAACAGGUGUUUCAAAUACUGCAACAACAGGCGAUUCAACUACUCCAGCAACAGGCAAUUCAAUUACUGCAACAACAGGCGAUUCAACUACUGCAACAACAGGCGAUUCAACUACUGCAACAACAGGUGAUUCAACUACUCCAGCAACAGGUGAUUCAACUAGUACAACAGCAGGCGAUUCAACUACUGCAACAAUAGGCGAUUCAACUACUGCAGCAACAGGUGAUUCAACUACUCCAGCAACAGGUGAUUCAACUAGUACAACAGCAGGCGAUUCAACUACUGCAACAAUAGGCGAUUCAACUACUGCAGCAACAGGUGAUUCAACUACUCCAGCAACAGGUGAUUCAACUAGUACAACAGCAGGCGAUUCAACUACUGCAGCAACAGGCGAUUCAACUACUGCAACAACAGGCGAUUCAACUACUGCAGGAACAGGCGAUUCAACUACUGCAACAACAGGCGAUUUUACUACUGCAACAACAGGCGAUUCAAAUACUGCAACAGCAGGCGAUUCAACUACUGCAGCAACAGGCGAUUCAACUACUGCAACAACAGGCGAUUCAACUACUGCAGCAACAGGCGAUUCAACUACUGCAGCAACAGGCGAUUCAACUACUGCAACAAAAACAACUCCUUUCAAAGAUCCCUGCAAUUCAAAUCCCUGUGGCACUGGAAGCACCUGUGAGGUCCGUUAUAAUGACACAUAUGUAUGCUUGUGCCUGGCUGGUGAUUCCUACAACAAUGUUUCAAACAGUUGUGAACGUUCCAAAAUUUUCCCUGGAAAACUUCAACUAAAUAAAGAAUUUAAUGACAAAAUGAGAGACCGCACAUCAAAGGAAUUUAAAGAAACUGCUGAUAUAAUUAUUGCUGAGCUUGAUAACGUUUAUAACGGGAAGAACGGUUACUUUGGAUCUAUAGUGCUGAAACUCCUGCCAAGCACCACUUCUAGGUCAAGGAAUACGGCUUUGAAGGUCGAUGCAUUAGUAGACAUCUCCUUCAAAGCCAGUUCUGAGAUCAAAGAAGCUGACGUUAUACAAACAUUAAAAGAGUGUACGGACUGUAACGUGAUUGGGAAGACCUUUGAGACUACGGACCUGUGUGAUGACAAUCCCUGUGAUGAAAAAAAUACAAAUUGCACAUCAAGCGAUGGAACUUUCAACUGUACUUGUAAUGAAGGCUACAAGAAAACAAACUACAGUACUAGAAUGUGCAUUGCUACUUGUGCCCUUGGGGAAAAAUUGAAGGAUAAUAAGUGCGUGAAAUGCUCGUUUGGUUAUUCUGGUUUUAACUGCUCAGAAAACUGGCAGCUCAUUCUGGUAAUCGUGGGUUCUUUGCUUGGAGGACUGCUGCUCAUAGCCCUCAUCCUUCUACCAGUAGUAGCUACCCCAAAAUCAAACAAAAUCUCCAAGAAGAGCAAAAGUGCAGAAAUGGAAAAACCCUACACUAACCUGAGUUCUGCCUCACAACCGAUGGCUAGCAAUAAGUUUGGCCACAGCCAGGGAGUCUCAUUUAAUGGGUCAGCCAAUGGCCAUUCAGGUUUUCAGAAUGGUGCAGUGCCCAUGUUUCCACGAGCUGCCACCACCACCAACAGCUGGGAUAACAGGACCAACCUGGAGAUGAAACCAAGCAACGACCUACAAAAAGCCAAUGGCCAUUCAGGUUUUCAGAAUGGUGCGGUACCCAUGUUCCCACGAGCUGCCACCACCACCAACAGCUGGGAUAACAGGACCAACCUGGAGAUGAAACCAAGCAACGACCUACAAAAAGCCAAUGGCCAUUCAGGUUUUCAGAAUGGUGCGGUACCCAUGUUCCCACGAGCUGCCAACCCCACUAACAGCUGGGAUAACAGGACCAACCUGGAGAUGAAACCAAUCAACGACCAACAAAAAGCCAAUGGCCAUUUAGGUUUUCAGAAUGGUGCGGUACCCAUGUUCCCACGAGCUGCCAACCCCACUAACAGCUGGGAUAACAGGACCAACCUGGAGAUGAAACCAAUCAACGACCAACAAAAAGCCAAUGGCCAUUUAGGUUUUCAGAAUGGUGCGGUACCCAUGUUCCCACGAGCUGCCGCCACCACCAACAGCUGGGACAACAGGACCAACCUGGAGAUGAAACCAAACAAUGGCCAACAAAACUUUGGACAUAUGAACAGUGGCUCGUGAAUACAUGAUGAACAAGAGGACAUACGCCCAUACGCUCAGGCUCGACCUCAGAACAACCCUUAUGCCCAGAAUCAACCCAAGAUGAACCCGUAUAUUCAGAAACAAGGCCACAGCAACCGGCACUACACACAUGAUGAUUGAAGACAAUAUUAGUAGUACAAAAUCAGAAAGGCUCACUAUACAAUGACAGGUUUGUGUUUUUAAAUGUAUUUUAUAAUUACUGUAUGUAAUGAAUCUUAUGUAACUGACUACAGUACAAGCUGUCAUAAACGAAUCAUGUUUGAUUGUGACUACUUUAUAUCAAGUUGGUGGUAUGAUUUGGAGGACUGGUCUUAUUUUUUUUUUCUGUUUUGGUUAAUUGAAGUAUGAGUUAUUGAAGAGUUGUCUAUUCAAACUGAACAAGAAACCUGGACACUCAUGUCCAAAUAUAAUGCGAUAAUGAGGAGCUGCUUAAUAUUGUUUGUUGUCUGAUUAAUGCUUCAUUCAUGUAUAAGUUCACUUUUUUAGUGUAAAUGUCUUAAAGUUUUGAAAUGAACUUACAUUUGAUGUUUAAUUCAGUUGUUAUGAAUGAGAUGAGUUUCUUCUAAUAAAAUUAUAAGAACCUGCAUGUAGGAUAUAUUAGCAUCAAGCAAUGAGGUUGAACAAGGAUGUGUGUGUGUGUGUGUGUGUGUGUGUGUGUGUGUGUGUGUGUGUGUGUGUUUCAGUGACCUGGUCAGUUCGAUUCCUGACCAAAGCGUCUGUAUUGAGUAAGGGUCCCUAGACACCCCAUGAUAACCAAACUUACCUUGGAUAUGAGUGAGAGACGGAUAACUGAAGCCAUACUGGCUGGUUGAGAUCUCUGUCCAGAAAAAGUGCAUUUCAAGCAACAACAAAGACACAGCAAAGGACCCUCAAGCUCCGAGCUUGAAGAAUAGACCGUCCACAGGGGUGAGAGGGGAAUUUUUAAAAAUAUAUAUAAAUAAACAAGCCCCUAUUUUUAAAGGUCAUUCACUCUGGUCCUUUAAAUUCUCUUGCUUCUCUAUCUAUAAGUUGCAGA